Molecule: messenger RNA, 1961 nt
Organism: Bursaphelenchus xylophilus (pine wood nematode)
Lineage: Eukaryota; Metazoa; Nematoda; Chromadorea; Rhabditida; Aphelenchoididae
Source: the annotation of a GenBank genome assembly
AUGGCGACAAAUGAGCUUGCUGAACAAGUUGGGCAGGUCAACAUUGAAGAAGCCGGCGAAAAAAAUGGAAAUGCCGAUGAUGGCGAUGUUGUCACCCCGUGGGAUGUCCAGGCGACUUCAGAUAAGGGAAUUGACUACAUGAAACUGAUUGGUAUGUUGUUUUUGGUUAGUUCCUUGGUUUUUAGGUAACGUAAUGUUUUGCUGAUCAAGCUUUUGGCGGAACAGGGAAACCACAAUUUUUGGUGUUUAAUAUGCCUACCUAAAAAAAUUUUCUAUGCUCUAAAGUUUAAUAUGGCCUUGUUUUCAGAAAAAUUUGGAUGUCGGCCUCUUGGACAAGAUUUACUAGAUAGAAUUGAGAAGAUUACUGGUAAGCCGGCCCAUGUUAUGCUUCGCCGUGGUCUAUUUUUUGCCCAGAGGUAAAAUUCAUGUUUUUUUUUAUUCUCCAUGAGGUUUUUUCUUCGACUUCCAUCAAUUUUUCUCUAAAACAUUAUAUUUUUAGAGAUUUGUCUCUGAUUUUGGACCGAGUCGAGAAAGGAAAGCCAUUUUAUUUGUACACGGGUAGAGGGCCAAGCUCGGGAUCUUUGCAUUUGGGACAUUUAAUUCCAUUUAUCUUCACUAAAUAUCUUCAAGAAGCCUUUAAUGUUCCAUUGGUCAUUCAGGUAGGUAAAAUACGUUUUUUUCCUUUUUUUUGUUUUAGUCAGUUUGCCACUUCCAUUCUUUGUUCUAGAUCACAGAAGACGAAAAGUUCUUGUGGAAAGACAUGACUUUGGAUCAAGCCAGGAAGUGCGCCAAGGAUAAUAUAAAAGAUAUCAUUUCGGUUGGAUUUGAUCCCAAAAAGACGUUUAUCUUCAUGGAUACGGAAUAUAUGUGGUAUGAGAAUUUUACACUUAUUUUAGAUGUGAUGGGGUAUUGCCGUAGUUGAAAAAAUGUUAAUUUUUAUAAUUUUUUACCUAAAAUAUUGUUUCAGCCCCGCAUUUUACGAAAACAUCUUGAAAAUAUGGAAAACCGUGACAAACAAUCAAAGCCGAGCCAUUUUUGGAUUUUCUGGAGAAGACUCGAUGGGAAAGUCGGCAUUCCCAGCCAUCGAGGCAGCUCCUUGUUUCUCCUCAUCAUUUCCACAUGUCUUCAAUAAGAAAAAGGACAUUCCGGCAUUGAUCCCAUGCGCUAUUGAUCAGGUAAAUGAAAAUUUAAUAUAUUUUUUCUUAUAAAAAUUAAUUGAGAAAUAGUUUUUCAAAGCUUUGUUUUGUUAUCAAAAUAUUGAUGUGCUAUAUUUUAGGACCCAUACUUCCGAAUGUGCCGGGAUGUUGCCCCAAGAUUAAAGUUCCCCAAGCCCGCCAUGAUUUAUUCGUCCUUCUUACCGGCUCUUCAAGGAGCUCACACCAAAAUGGCGGCAUCAGACACGAAUUCAUGCAUCUAUUUGAGUGAUACUCCAAAACAAAUCACAAAUAAGGUAAACUUUUUUAUGGAUAAUAUAUAUUUUUUAUUUUUGCGGGCUUGGUCAAGGUUAAUUGUUAUUUAUUGCAGAUCAAGAAGUAUGCAUUCAGUGGCGGACGAGAUACCAUCGAAGAUCAUCGAAAAUACGGUGGAAAUUGCGAUGUAGACACCUCAUUCCAGUUCUUGAAGUACUUUUUGGAAAGUGAUGAGGAAUUGGAAAAAAUCCGAAAGGUUGGUGGAUUAAAAUUUCUAUUUUUAAUUAUUUUUUUAUCAUUUGCCAUUUACGGCACCUGUUGAUUGCUCGAGGGCUUCCGGCUCUUGAAACAGAAUGCCAAAAAUUGCGGGAAUUCAAAAAAUGAAAUUUCCAGGAUUACACGAGCGGCGAGUUGCUGACUGGUGAGCUGAAAGUGAAAGCAGCUCAAGUUGUGAUCGAUGUGAUAGCGCCAUUCCAAGAACGCCGAAAGCAGAUCACCGACGCAACUGUCGCUGAAUUCUGCGCAGUCCGAAAACUCGACUUUGACUUUUGA